Molecule: messenger RNA, 3710 nt
Organism: Brienomyrus brachyistius
Lineage: Eukaryota; Metazoa; Chordata; Actinopteri; Osteoglossiformes; Mormyridae
Exons: 2
Coding region: 72-3710 (1212 amino acids)
Source: RefSeq, a predicted model, not a curated record
GACGCUACUCAGAUUAUGCGACCUCGACGUGCUACCCAUCGGCCAUUAUACCUCGAUGAUUAUGAGACACUAUGGCAGCCUUAGAUGAGCGCUUCGGCAAGCCACACCAAUUAGCGCUGAAGAAGAUAGCGACAGUGAUGGACCUACCAGACGUACGCCGUGGUGACACAAGUACAUUUGAGAGGUUUGCCCUCCAGAUCAAUGCUCUUGUGAAUAUGCUCAAAACCCUUGGUCCAGAAGGUGAAGCUGAGCUGAGGUGUGGGUCAAAUGUAGCUCGCCUGCUGACUAAGUUACCCCCAGACAUGCGAGCUAAUUUUCGCCGGCAUGCGUACAAGCCACUAGGAGCUGUACACACUUUAGGCGACCUUGCAGAGUGGCUGCAAUAUGAGUGUCACUGUCAGGGUUAUGACGGGCUGACUAAAGGGACGGUGGUCGAAUCAUCUCGGGACAGGAGAGAUCGACGCAGAGAAGAUAAACCGCCGAAAAGAACAGCCACCAUUUUACAUGGAACUGAAGAGGUCAUGGAUAAAGCCGCAGAGCUGGUGCACACUCGGCCACCCAAACCAAAGAAACCUAGCUCAAGGUCCUACUGCCCAUACUGUGACAGUCCCGAGCAUUUCCUCAGCCAGUGUUCCACAUUCAUGACGUUCACCAAAGAGCAGAAAUUUAACUGGCUGCAGAGCAAUAAACGCUGUUGGCGGUGUGGCAGAACUCACCAGGCAGCUCAGUGUACCCUCAAGAAGCCCUGCAGCAUCUGUCAGAGGACACAUCUACAGAUCCUUCAUGAUGUGAACGACAGAACCGCUAGGGAGGGAUCCUGCCUUGUAAGCUCUGCCGGAGACACUCUUUACCUGAAUCGACCUCCAGAAGGGAGUAAAGUCCUACUAAAGGUUAUCAGAGUUAUUCUGAGUAACGGGAACAAGAAACUGGAUACCUUCGCUGUGCUGGAUGAUGGAUCAGAACGCACGAUGUUGCUUCCAGCAGCCGCCCACCAGUUACGGUUGAAGGGUCAUCCAGAGGACUUAAGCCUACGUACCAUCCGCCAAGACAUCCAAGUCCUGCAUGGGGCGGCAGUUUCAUUCCAGGUUGCUUCCGCUGUGCUACCCCAGAAACGCUUCCAAAUUCAUAACGCCUUUACUGCAGCACAACUUGGCCUAGCUCAACAUUCCUACCCCAUCACCACUCUUCAGGAAAGGUACAGGUACCUGAAAGGUUUGCCACUGCAACCCUUCCACAAGGCAAAUCCACUUUUGCUUAUUGGAGCUGACCAUCCCCAUUUAGUCACUCCUAUAGAGCCAGUGCGUCUUGGGCCACGAGGAGGGCCAGCAGCAGUCAAGACGAGGCUAGGAUGGACACUGCAAGGCCCAGCUAAAGCCUUAGAUUUGGAGUCCCAUUCGCAAGAAUGUCUCUUCACCAGCUUGAGUUCAGACACAGCUGAGCUGCUUCGUAAUGUGGAGAAGUUAUGGGAAAUGGAUACAUUACCUUAUCGGAAUGAAAAGCUGUUAACCCGUUCUAAGGAAGACCAGGAAGCAGUUUAUCUCCUGGAAUCUAGGACCACCCGUGUUGAGGUUGAUGGCACAUACAGAUAUGCUACCCCACUCUUACGCCGCAAGGGUAUGCCCUUAUUCCAAGCUCCUGCAGAAGCCGUUCUACCACUCCUGAGAACUACAGAAAGGCGUCUUGCUAAGAAUCCUAACCAAGCAGCAGUCUAUCGUGCUGAAAUAACCAAGCUAGUGGAAGCAGGCUACAUAGCAAAGUUACCACCUGAGGCAGUGAGAAGCAAGGAAGAGAGCUGGUACUUACCGCACCACAUGGUACAACACAAUGGAAAGUACAGGGUAGUUUUUAACUGCUCAUUCCUGUACAAGGGCCUGAAUUUAAACAAAGCUCUGUUACCUGGUCCUCAGUUGAGUUCGUCAUUGCUUGGAGUGCUGCUCCGGUUUAGAGAGCAUGCUGUCGCAGUCAGUGGUGACAUCCGCAGCAUGUUUCACCAGAUCCGACUUCUAUCAGAAGAUAAGCCAAUCCUUCGUUUCGCAUGGCGAGAUCUAGAAAGCGAGCGAGCUCCUGACAUCUAUGAAUGGCAAGUGCUUCCAUUUGGAACCACAUGCAGUCCAUGCUGUGCUAGUUAUGCGCUGCAAAAGCAUGUUCUGGACCAUAGUGAGCCUGGUGACAGUGUCCGUGUAGCAGUGAUGAAGAGUUUCUACGUAGAUAACUGCAUACAGAGUGUAUCCUCACCAGAAGAAGCCAAGGACCUGGUCGAGCAGCUACGCAUACUCUUCUCAACAGGAGGAUUUGACAUCCGUCAAUGGGCAAGCAAUGUGGCUGCAGCGGUUAGUCAUCUCCCGAAGGAGGCACGCGCAGAAAGCACAGAGCUUUGGUUGUCAUACGAUAAAGUUGACACCCCUGAACCAGCAUUAGGCCUUCAUUGGCACUGCUCUUCAGACACCUUAAGGUAUAAGCAUCGCUUAGUGAAGUACACAGAGCCCACUAUGAGGAAUAUCUACCGGAUAUUAGCUAGUCAGUAUGACCCUCUGGGCUUCCUGGUUCCGUUUACCACUAGGGCUAAGGUGCUAGUACAGCAACUGUGGGCUAAACCCAGACAAUGGGAUGACCCACUCCUCCCAGAAGAUCUCCUGUGUGCAUGGCGGAAAUGGGAGGAAGAACUUAAGCAGAUACCUGAGGUCUCUAUCCCAAGAUGUUACACAUCCCAGAGCCUGAAUCAUCCUGAAGUGAAGAGAAGUCUUCAUAUCUUUUGUGAUGCAUCAGAGCGUGCAUAUGGAUCAGUGGCAUACCUGAGAUCAGAGGAUAACUGUGGCCAUGUAGAAGUAGCUUUCCUUAUGGCCAGAUCCCGGGUUGCACCAAAGAAACAGCAGUCCAUGCCGAGGCUGGAGCUAUGUGCUGCACUCACGGGAGCACAGCUCCUCAGAGUACUGGAGAAUGAGCUCACUCUGCACAUCCAGGAUAAAACCCUGUGGACAGACUCAACAACAGUGCUGAGUUGGUUGCAAUCAGAGUCUUGUCGGUUUAAAGUCUUUGUAGGGACUAGUAUCUCUGAGAUCCUGGAGAUAGAUGAUAAGUCCUGGAGGUACGUUGACACAGCUUUGAACCCUGCAGAUGACAUCACGAGGGGUAAGCGACUCUCUGAAUUGACUACAUCCACUAGAUGGAGCAACGGACCACCCUUCCUACUCCAGCAUCCAGAUAAGUGGCCAGUAGCGCCUAUCACAAACCCACCUGAGGUCACUGAAGAGCUGCGGCGGGUCGUCUUCUGUGGAAUUACUGGUGCCACGUCUAAUCCACCUGUACCUAACCCGGAGCAGUUUGAUUCAUGGCAAGGCCUGGUGGAGGCUACAGCCCAGCAUUUAAUUAAGACAGCCUCCCCUGAGCGCUCCUUUACAGCAGAGACCUACAUAGAGGCGGAGCACCUCUUAUACAGUAGAGCUCAACAGGAGAGUUUCCCGGAAGAAUUCCAAUUCUUAAAGGCCGGCAAGCCAGUACCCCCUAGCAGUCGUCUGCUCACCCUUUCUCCAGAGUUUGAUGAGAACCUAAGCCUUUGGGAGGAGGGACACUCCAUCAAACUGCGCACUCGAAUCAAACACCACACGUAUCUUCCCUGGCUUUUGAGGAUGGUACACGCCAAAUAUCGGGAGAUACCAGUACUCUUUGUCUUUAUUGGGAGGUGGUGCAAGUUCUGCAUGUUGGUUAUCUAG